Nilaparvata lugens (brown planthopper) is the source of this 663-nucleotide messenger RNA. RefSeq names its product craniofacial development protein 2-like. Gene Ontology annotation, molecular function: catalytic activity. Gene Ontology annotation, biological process: chromatin remodeling. Lineage: Eukaryota; Metazoa; Arthropoda; Insecta; Hemiptera; Delphacidae. The transcript has a single exon. The record is from RefSeq and is a predicted model, not a curated record. The annotation marks the transcript as partial. Gene Ontology annotation, cellular component: nucleus.
AUGAGAAAAUACAGGGUGCAACUGAUGGGACUGAGUGAGACGAAAAGGAAGGGCCAAGGUCAAGUGCAAUUGGACGGAGGUUAUUGUUUGAGAUAUUCAGGAGUGGAUAAGACAAGACGAGCAGGAGAGGGAGUUGGAGUGGUGGUGUCAGGUGAGCUGGAAGGAAAAGUGACUGGAUGGAAGGCGGUAAGCUCAAGGAUUAUGUAUGUGGACUUGGAGAUGGAAGAGACUGUUACAGUAAUUCAAGUCUAUGCCCCAACAGAAGAUUACGACAUUGCAGAUAAAGAAGCAUUCUAUGAAGAAUUACAGAAGGAAAUGGAUAAGGCACGAGACAGAAGUAGGCAUGUUAUCAUAAUGGGAGACUGGAAUGGAAGAAUAGGGAGUGAGGUGAACAGAGGACAAGGCUGUAUGGGAAGGUUUGCUGGGGAUAGAAUCUUGAAUGAUAAUGGAGAAAGGAUCAUAGACUUUUGCCUGGAAAACAACCUUAUAAUUGGAAACACUUUUUACAACCACAAAAAGAUACACCAAGUUACAUAUUCAGCUUUGGGUAGACAGGCAGAGAGUGUAAUUGACUACAUGGUGUACACAAGAAACACAAACUAUGCUGUAUGCGAUGUGAAGGUCAUAAGGGGGGCAGAGCUGGCAACUGACCAUAAAUUGCUU